Molecule: messenger RNA, 1873 nt
Organism: Odobenus rosmarus divergens (Pacific walrus)
Lineage: Eukaryota; Metazoa; Chordata; Mammalia; Carnivora; Odobenidae
Gene: LMBR1
Product: limb region 1 homolog (mouse)
Exons: 17
Coding region: 65-1537 (490 amino acids)
Biological process (GO): signal transduction
Molecular function (GO): transmembrane signaling receptor activity
Source: RefSeq, a predicted model, not a curated record
CCGGCGGGCGAUGGUGCGGCGGAGCGCGCGGACGCGGGCGGCGCGGCGGCGGGCAUGAGGGAGGAUGGAAGGGCAGGACGAGGUGUCGGCGCGGGAACAGCACUUCCACAGCCAAGUGCGGGAGACCACGAUAUGUUUCCUUCUUUUUGCCAUUCUCUACAUUGUUUCCUACUUCAUCAUCACAAGAUACAAGAGAAAAUCAGAUGAACAAGAAGACGAAGAUGCCAUAGUCAACAGGAUUUCGUUGUUUUUGAGCACAUUCACUCUGGCAGUUUCAGCUGGGGCUGUUUUGCUUUUACCCUUUUCAAUAAUCAGCAAUGAAAUCCUGCUUUCUUUUCCUCAAAACUACUAUAUUCAAUGGCUAAAUGGCUCCCUGAUUCAUGGCUUGUGGAAUCUUGCUUCUCUCUUUUCCAACCUUUGUUUAUUUGUGUUGAUGCCCUUUGCCUUUUUCUUUCUGGAAUCAGAAGGUUUUGCUGGCCUGAAAAAGGGAAUCCGAGCCCGAAUUUUAGAAACUCUGGUCAUGCUUGUCCUGCUUGCGCUGCUUAUCCUGGGGAUCGUGUGGGUGGCCUCCGCGCUCAUUGACAAGGACGCCGCGAGCAUGGAGUCUUUGUACGAUCUCUGGGAGUUCUACCUACCCUAUUUAUAUUCCUGUAUAUCUCUGAUGGGAUGUUUGUUACUUCUCCUGUGUACCCCUGUUGGCCUUUCCCGCAUGUUCACAGUGAUGGGUCAGUUGCUGGUGAAGCCAACAAUUCUUGAAGACCUGGAUGAACAAAUUUAUAUUAUUACCCUAGAGGAGGAAGCACUCCAGAGACGACUAAAUGGACUGUCUUCAUCAGUGGAAUACAAUAUAAUGGAGUUGGAACAAGAACUUGAAAAUGUGAAGACUCUAAAGACAAAAUUAGAGAGGCGAAAAAAAGCUUCAGCAUGGGAAAGAAAUUUGGUGUAUCCUGCUGUUAUGGUUCUCCUUCUUAUUGAGACAUCCAUCUCGGUCCUCUUGGUGGCUUGUAAUAUUCUUUGCCUGUUGGUUGAUGAAACAGCCAUGCCAAAGGGAACAAGGGGUCCUGGAAUAGGAAAUGCUUCUCUUUCUGCUUUUGGUUUUGUGGGAGCUGCACUUGAAAUCAUUUUGAUUUUCUAUCUUAUGGUGUCCUCUGUUGUCGGUUUCUAUAGCCUCCGAUUUUUUGGAAAUUUUAUUCCCAAGAAGGAUGACACAACUAUGACAAAGAUCAUUGGGAAUUGUGUGUCCAUCUUGGUCUUGAGCUCUGCACUCCCUGUGAUGUCAAGAACACUGGGAAUCACUAGAUUUGAUCUACUUGGAGACUUUGGAAGGUUUAAUUGGCUGGGAAAUUUCUAUAUUGUAUUAUCCUACAAUUUGCUUUUUGCUAUUGUGACAACAUUGUGUCUGGUCAGAAAAUUCACCUCUGCUGUACGAGAAGAACUUUUCAAGGCCCUAGGGCUUCAUAAGCUUCACUUAUCAAAUACUUCAAGGGAUUCAGAAACAUCAAAGCCGUCAGCAAACGGGCAUCACAAAGCACUGUGAGAUAUGCAGCAGCACUCUGCCAUCAAGAGACCCGGGAGCCCCAACUCCCACCGUCCCCGUCAGUCAGAAAUGACGCGCACUGACUGGGCUUCACAUUUAGGGCCUGGGCCUGGCAGCGCCAUUUCUUUCAUAACCUCCUAAGAACUUGGCUGCUGCAGGCCUUCUUCUCUUUUAACUGUGUGAUGGACCCCACAGUUUCCAGCCAAACGCAGGCUUCGUAGGGCAGCACAUUUUUCUGUGGACACAUUUGCUUGCAGCACUUGAUACAGUCACCCAUAUGAGAAUGUUAGAAAAGGCAACUUCGGGGCUUUCUAAGAAUUCAGUUAAAUCCCAAUA